AUGGCUAAUCUCGCUGUGGUAAAAGAGCCAGCAACGGCCAUGAAGUCCAUAGGCCAGAAAUCACAAACUCCCAACGACUACGGGACCCCGAACUUACUGUUCCUUUUUUAUAUCCCACCUGUACCGGAUUCGGAGAGAGAGAAGCUCAACUCCCUCAAAGCCGACAUCCAGUCUUGGUUCGCCUUCGAAGCUGGCAAGGCAGAGCUCCAGGUCGAGGACCGGCUAGAAGCCGGCGAACUCACCGCAGAUGAUUCCGCGGCCUUGAGAGUGAAAAGGACGAUUUAUCGCGCAAAGGUCGUCAAUUUCUACAGGAAUGACGGCCAGGCAUGGGCGCCGAGAUCCAGCGCUGACAAGGGCCAGCGAGAUAUUACAGCAAAGAAGCAGGAUAUGAAUGGAGUAAUCCGCAAGGAGCUUCUGGAUCACUAUAUCAGAUCCGGCGUCGUUCCAGCGCAGUUUUCAUUCAUCCUGCAGGCAGUGAACCUGCUCAUUGCCGCGAAUCCGGAUUGGGAGCACAAGUAUCUGUUUACACAUGUCGUGUUCAAGUACAAUGAUGCUAAGAAAGCCAUCACACCAUACAUUUUCGUUUCCGACUUCGAAGUCAAGCUGCCCGAGCUACAAGAUGACGACUCGGAGGAGUCAGUAGCCAUUGACUACAGUGACUACAAGCUGGACUUUGUGCGGGCCACCUGGGAUAAGACAAAAGGUGAAGCCAAGGACUUUAUUGCAUCGGGAGAGAGGAUUUGUAGGCAGAUGUCGCUAGAGCUUUGUAUCAAUUAA
Molecule: messenger RNA, 777 nt
Organism: Uncinocarpus reesii 1704
Lineage: Eukaryota; Fungi; Ascomycota; Eurotiomycetes; Onygenales; Onygenaceae
Exons: 3
Coding region: 1-777 (258 amino acids)
Source: RefSeq, a predicted model, not a curated record